Molecule: messenger RNA, 1411 nt
Organism: Meriones unguiculatus (Mongolian gerbil)
Lineage: Eukaryota; Metazoa; Chordata; Mammalia; Rodentia; Muridae
Gene: Pym1
Product: PYM homolog 1, exon junction complex associated factor
Exons: 4
Coding region: 191-961 (256 amino acids)
Biological process (GO): exon-exon junction complex disassembly
Cellular component (GO): exon-exon junction complex; cytoplasm
Molecular function (GO): RNA binding
Source: RefSeq, a predicted model, not a curated record
AAGGGGGGAGGGCAGCCGGGGACAGGACUUUGGGGUUCGUUUGAAGAGCGAGGCACCCUGCGGGGCACAAGCUGACGAAGGGAGUGGCCUCACAAUUCCGGAUAGUUGGAAGAGCGGCCCGCUUGCGGUCGCCGAAGCUAAUCCGGAGACCUGGGCGCGGCCAAUUAGAAUACAGACUGGGUCCGCCCAAAUGCCUUCCCCGUGCCCUGUGACCGGGAGGAUCCGCGGCUGGGCAGCAGGGCAAGGAGCCACCUCGCCGCCGAACCCCCGGGGCUGCCCGCCCAGCUCGGUCAUGGAAACUGCCAGCACCCCUGAGGCUCCGGGGACAGCUACACCUCAGGAUUACUACAACCUGGACCUCAUCUGUGACACUACUUUCCUUUCAGGCAAAUACAUUGCCUCAACACAGAGACCCGACGGGACCUGGCGCAAGCAACGGAGGGUCAAAGAAGGAUACGUGCCCCAAGAGGAGGUCCCAGUCUAUGAAAACAAGUAUGUGAAGUUCUUCAAGAGUAAGCCAGAACUUCCCCCAGGCCUGAGCCCUGAGGCGACCACACCCGUCACCCAGUCCAGACCUGAAGGUGGUGAAGCAGGCCUCUCCAAGACAGCCAAACGCAACCUGAAGCGGAAAGAGAAGAGGAGGCAACAGCAGGAGAAAGAGGCAGAGGCUUUGAGCAGGACUCUUGAUAAGGUGUCUCUGGGAGACACAGCCCAGACGCCCAGUGCUCUCCAAGGCUCCCAGGCCACCCCUCUAGCUGCCUCUGAUGCAUCUGACUCUGUUGCCACCACAGAGAAAGCCAAGAAGAUCAAGAACCUAAGGAAGAAGCUGCGACAGGUGGAGGAGCUGCAGCAGCGCAUCCAGGCCGGGGAGGUCAGCCAGCCCAGCAGAGAGCAGCUGGAGAAGCUGGCCCGGAGGAGGGCCCUGGAGGAGGAGCUGGAGGACUUGGAGCUUGGCCUGUGAGGCUUCCUGAGUAAGGGAGUGGACUGCAGAACAGACCAUGGGGUGCUCUGGGGUCAGGGAGUGUGGCCCGCAGCAGUCAGGAGGGGCACCCCCACACUGGCUCUCUUCCACCUCCUGUGGCCCGACUCUGUCCUCCAGAGCCUAGGCUCUCCUUCCUUCUCCUUUCUUCUCGGCUCCUGUUUUUGGACUUGUUCCCUCCCGUUCCCAGUGUUCACAAUCUCAGUGACGACCCUAGGUACCUCUGCUGCUGAUCUGGGUGUCUUGUUGAAAAGAAAACCGGGGGGUGGGAGUCUACUAGAGAUCUGAGGUUGAGGGUACAGGGAGUACCCCAAGUCUUGGAGUCUUGGUUCCUGUUCACAGUGUUUUAUGAGUUUCUUCCCUGGCCAUCCCGAACUUUUUUUUUUUUUUUUUUUUUUAAAGAAAGUAAGAAUAAAUUCAAGUAGACAACAU